UCCCUUUAAGCGACGCUCAGCGGGAUGAUAGCCAUGGAAAUAUCGGAACUCAAGCUGCGGCUCGCCCCGGACCUCCGCUGCGAGAACCGAACCUCCAAGGUGCCCAUCUGCCAGGCGUGCCAGUCCUGCCUCCUGGCCGCCAAAGUCGCCGCCACCAGGGAAUGGUUCCUGCGGGCCGGCGAGAACUCCCAGAGGAAGUUCCUGUUCGGGGUCGUCCGGCGGAUGGAGAGCGCCGACCUGCUGGUGUACGUGGGGAAGGUGAUCCGGCCGGCGCUGGGCAAAGACUUCACCUACAGCCGGUCCAGGAUAAACCCCAGCCUGGUGCAGGACCUGGGCGCCGCCAGCUCGGACCGGGCCCUCAACAGGCAGCGGCUGCGGCAGUUCAUGGCGGAGACCUGGGACUGGUUGAAGAACGGGUCGUACUGGACCAAAGCCAACUACGCCCUGCUGCUGCUGCAGAUGUGCAGCCCGAACCUGCUACACAACGCCGCCAACCUAAUUCACUUGCUCAUCGUCCGCCGCAGGCACCCACACACACGACUUGAAGCUUUCGCGCUUGUGCGUGUAAGUCCCGAUGUGCAUGCAAAGUCUCAGGAGGAAACGUUCGGAAUUGAUGAACCUGGCCAUACGGAAGAGACCAACUACUCCACACAGGACGACCCGUCUCUCAUGGUGGUCCCAACUUCCUUCCAGUCCACAUCCGGAGUCAGGAAGUACAAAGACUUCAUCCGCUGCCUCCCGGUGCACCUCUCCAAGAAGAUCCUGGGGUACCUGAUAAAGAAGCACCUCUUCAGCUGUUUGAGUGUGUCCCGUCACUGGUGUUAUCUGACAAAGGAGCUUGUCCUGGAUCUAGAAGCCGAGACGCUGGUGCGGAACGAAGCCAUGAUCCUUCAGGGGACGUCAUACAAAGGAGUCAGUGUCUCCUAUGCCAAAGUUCAACCGGUGCCAGUGCCCAAAGUCGGAGAAGAUGGCAGUAUUCUACCAAGGGUGGAGAGGUAUUACAAAGAUGUAAAGCCUGGAGAAAGUGUGGAAGCGGCGUAUGUUGAGACGGAGACGGAGACGGUGUUUCUGGAGGAAAGAAAUGUCUUCUGUGGAUCGUACAAUGUUCUCAUUCUUACCGGACAAGGCGAUCCACACAGGGUGAUCCAUUUUGACGGGGGGAAGUUGGUUGCCGCUGGCUCUACCGACCGAAAAGUGAAGCUAUACGAUAUGGUGGAGAUGUCUCAGGUCCCUCCUCUUAUUCAAGGGCACAGCGGAAGCAUUCGUGUUGUCCGUUUAUGUGAAGAAAGAGGCUUUGUGUUCAGCGGGGGAUUUGAUCUCAGUAUUAGGCAGUGGAACCUCCAAACCGGGGUUUGCCUCCGAAUCUUUCAUGGGCAUAUGAAGACUAUAACAUGCCUGGAUGUACAAGCGGAUGUUUUGGUCUCCGGAGCAAAAGAUGGCCAUGUCAAAGUGUGGAAUAUCACCACCGGAAAAUGCCUUAGGACCUUCAAGCACAAAGAGGCCGUACUGGCAGUUAAAAUGAAGGAUCAAACCGUGAUAAGUGGCUGUGAAAAGGGGCUGGUGAAAAUCUGGAACAACGAAUCUGGCCAGUUAUGCAAGACAUUAACAGGCCACCAGGGAGCAAUAAAGUGCCUUUCCUUUGACCAAUGGCACUUGGUAUCUGGUGGGGCCGAUGGAAACGCCAUCGCCUGGAGCAUGCUGGGAACCUUUCAGAAGCGACUGAUGACUUUCAGGCAUCCAAAAGAGGUGACGUGUUUGGAGUUCCUCUACCUCAGAGUCAUUACAGGCUGCGCUGAUGGCAAAAUCCGAGUGUUUAACUUUCUCAAUGGAGACUGCCUCCGAGUCAUGAGGGCCAAUAGCAGAGCCGACCCGGUGGCCACUAUGUGCAUUCGCCAUAACAGAAUGGUAAUAAACGUGUUGACCAGCAUCAUGAUCUUCCAGUUCGAGGAAGUGUCAUGGGAUUACUCGCAAACAUCAGAACGAGUGGACGCCCUGAAGGAACGGGAGAGGUUUAAUUCCGCCCCCAUUCGGGUCAGGCCUUACGGUUACGUGCGAGCGCAGAGAAUGAAACGAGUGGGAUCCAGCAACAGGAAGCUCUACCAGAUGGAUGAGGAGGAAGACGUGGAGGCAAAGACUCAACUGUCCCACCACGCUCGGAGUCUGUCUGCUAGAAGCACAAAGAGAGCUCACGAUCUGCAUAUGAAGUCUUUAAAUCCGGCGACGUGGCCCGAGCUGACGAAUUACCGUCGGAGUUUUGCGUACAUUGACUUACAGCCCGAGUUCUUCAAGAAGCCUCCGUCGGCGUACAGGCCGCAGACAGCGGGGCAAAGCAUUCCAGAGGUCUACAGCAGAGCGAGCACGGCGCCUGCGAUGAAGACAAAGGAGGAUUCUGACGGAGAGUCGGGUUACGGUUCCCCCGGUCGCAAAUCGGCCCUUUCCAUGAGCGAGAGUGCAGCUCUGCGGCGCAUGAAAAGACGCGGCCGUCACACACCAAUGAGUCCUAACCAAAUCCUCUUAAAAGUAAGCACCAUCCAAAACUUACAGAAGACCGACGAAAUCAGGACCAACCUGGAGCACAACUCGAGGAUCCGGGAUGAAUGGGGAGCUCCAGCGUCCAAAAAUGAGUAUGGAAAUGUGGCCGCCCAAAAUUCCUACUCCAAAGAAAGCCAGCCAGUCGACCUUUCAGCCAUCCUUGAGUAUCUGAAGUCUUCUGCUGCCCCAGUAGAGAUGAGGAAAAUCAUGACCGCCUUCGAAAUUAGAAAGCUGAACCUUAAAAUGAACGAGUCCAUACACGGGCCGGCCGUUCGGUCUACCAUACCGGCCCCGGCCAUCGUGCGGCCCCAGACCAGUUUCAGUUACAGGAAGAAACAACGAAGCUCCGCCUUGCAGAGAAGGUCGACCUCCGCCGUGGAAACCACCACAAAGCAAAUCGGCCUGUAUACGAGCUUGGAGUCCCUGCAGCCCACAAGGAUGAUCAUGGGGCAACGUCAAGAAAGGGCCACCACGAAAAGGAGAGUGACCGAGCAGGUCGGGUCGGCGGACCCGUACAGGGAGAGGGCGGGGUUUCAGCUUCUCACCGUCAAGCAGCUGACGGAGUUUCAUGCAAAAAAGAUGCUCCAGCAUAAAGAGGUGGAGGCGCUGACCCAAACAAUGAAAACCAAGGAGAGCAAGAAGGCCUGGCUGAUGAAAAUCCAAGGGAAGAACAUCGAUGGCUUCACCAAAGAAGGGAAAAUUGCUGCACCGGAAUUCGGCCCGGAUGUCUACCUUUGACCCGGGGGU
Messenger RNA from Nanorana parkeri, 3279 nucleotides. It is a transcript of the gene FBXW10B, whose product is annotated as CMT1A duplicated region transcript 1. Gene Ontology annotation, molecular function: protein binding. Lineage: Eukaryota; Metazoa; Chordata; Amphibia; Anura; Dicroglossidae. The coding region runs from base 25 to 3270 and encodes 1081 amino acids. The transcript has 15 exons. The record is from RefSeq and is a predicted model, not a curated record.